AUGAGGCUGUCCGCCAGCUUCGUCGUCCCCUCUCUGCUCGGCCUGGCCGCUGCAGCAGCUCCCCAGCCCCGCAUCUUCGUCCGCGACUUCGGCACGCCCACACGCCCCAACACCCAAUCGACUCCCACUCUGAGCCCCGACACCGCCCGCCUGGUGUUCGCCCAGAGGUUGGGUCUCUCGCAGUACCACAGCCUCAAGCAUGCCGACGACGACACCAUCCAGCACAUCAACGACUUUGGCAGCCCGCGACACCAGCUGCUUGAUGACGACGAGCUUGAGCCCAAGCAGUUCAUGGUCGUCGUCGAGGGCGUAAAGGACACCGCAGUUCUGGAUUCCACGUCCUUCUUUCUCUCUGAAAUUCCCAGCGUCGAUGCCACCUCUCGUUUGCUUGAGGACUUCACGCUCCAGGCCGAGCGUCUUUCCUUGUCUCCCAUGGACCGCAGCGUGGACCCCCUUCCCGAGCCAAUCAAGGACGUUCUGGCCAAGAUUCCUGAGGAUAUCGAGCCCAGGCUCUUCGGUGAUGUCCUCAUCCUCCACAUCCGCAACGAGGAUGAGAACGACUAUUCGUCGACCAUUCGCGAGCUGGUCAAACUGGUCUCCGGGAGGUGGGCCCUCACCGUCGCCAUGAUGCCGCCUUCCUCCAGCAACUUCCUCAAGCGCUCGCCGAGCACCUGGGGCCAGUACGAUGUGCCCAAGCGCUCCGCCACGGCCGAUCGCAAGCGUCCCGAGGCCAUCCUCUCCGAGGCCCAAGAAAGCGACUUCUACGAGCGCGUCAACAAGACGACGGUCCCGAAGAAGGCGCCCACGAGCCCCAACAACGCCACCGUCAGGGGCAUCCUGCCCGCCUGCUUCCCGUCCAAGGACUCGUGCGAGUCGUCGACCAAGGCCUGCAGCGGCCGCGGCCAGUGCAUCAAGAAGUACAUGGACACGGACAACAACAAGGCCUGCUACACGUGCCGCUGCGAGGCCCAGGUCCGCACCAACAAGGACGGCAGCAAGAAGACGACCUACUACGGCGGCCCCGCUUGCCAGAAGAAGGACGUCGUCAUGCCCUUCUGGCUGUUCACCGGCUUCGCCGUCGCCAUGGCGUUCAUGCUCAGCUACGGCAUCGGCUUGCUCUACACCAUGGGCAAUGAGGAGCUCCCCAGCGUCAUUGGCGCCGGUGUCUCCGGCCCUUCGGCGAGACGCUAA
This is a messenger RNA of Diplodia corticola, 1191 nucleotides long. RefSeq lists its product as uncharacterized. NCBI's taxonomy places the organism in Eukaryota, Fungi, Ascomycota, Dothideomycetes, Botryosphaeriales, Botryosphaeriaceae. The record is from RefSeq and is a predicted model, not a curated record. The transcript is spliced from 2 exons. The coding region runs from base 1 to 1191 and encodes 396 amino acids. Gene Ontology annotation, cellular component: endoplasmic reticulum.